AACAGGGUGCGUGCGAAAGAGUGGGAUAAUCAGUAGUGUUGAGCCGGCAGGAGGCCUUGCCGUAGUAUUGCUUCGAGAUUGUGCAAACCAAGGUCAGGUUGUGUAAACACCAGAAAAGUACAUGGGUCAAAAGAUCGCCUUUUGAGUGAAAAUCCCCUCUUUCAACGAGUUGACUACCGUGGGACCAUGAUGGUGGGACGAGCUGAAGCGAAAAAAAUAUGAACAAACUCGAUAGCCGUACCGUCUAACAGUCCGUGGCGACUACACUCUGUGAAUACAGCUGCAUGCAGUAGACAGUGUGUGAAGUGCUGGUGAACAGUCACUGACGUCAAUUUGUUCUAAAUCUCGUGGAGGUCAGCUUUAAAAGAAGAUGUCUGUCAUGCAGAAGAUUAUUUCUUGUGGGACCAGACUUGAUGCUGUGACAGGACCGUUAACUCGACUAGCAAGAUGCUCUCGAGGAAUUCAUUUGGGUUCGACAGAUUCUGCAGCCAGGAAACUUAUUCCCAAUGAGUAUGAGGAGCCACUUAUCCGGACAUCCAUCCCGGGUCCAAAAUCAAAGGAACUGCUCAAGAACUUGGACAAUAUUACAAAGAAUACUGGGGGCGUUCAAUACUUUGUGGAUUUCAAAGAGAGUCUUGGUAACUACAUCGUGGAUGUGGAUGGUAAUCGCUUCUUAGACACCUUCAUGCAGAUUUCUUCAAUCCCAGUCGGUUACAACCACCCUGCAGUCCUUGAUGCAUUAAGAGACCCUGAAUAUCUGCACAUUAUGGUAAAUAGGCCUGCCCUGGGAGUCUACCCUGGAAGUUCCUUCCCCACUUCCCUGGACCGUGCUCUCUUAUCGGUCGCUCCUAAGGGUUUGAAACAUGUGCAGCCUAUGAUGUGUGGUGCCUGCUCCAACGAGAAUGCCAUCAAGCAGGCAUUAUUAUGGUAUAGGAGGGAAAAAAGAGGCGGUGAUCCACCGACCCAAGAGGAGUUGGAGACUUGUUUGCAUGGUCAGGAGCCAGGCUGUCCCCCAUACACAGUUCUUUCGUUUGACGGUUCUUUUCAUGGGCGGACAAUCGGUUGCCUCUCUAUGACACAUUCCAAGCCAGUUUUUCGUCUUGACAUCCCCUCCAUGGAUUGGCCCUGCGCCCCCUUCCCAAGGCUACAGUAUCCACUUGAGGAUUUUGAAGCUGAGAAUAGAGCAGAGGAAGACAGAUGUCUGAAGGAGGUUGCAAGGCAGAUUGAGGAGAGUCGAGCCAAGACGAGGGAUGUAGCAGCACUCAUUAUCGAGCCCAUCCAAGGGGAAGGUGGAGAUAAUCACGCCAGCUCUUACUUCUUCAAUCAACUCCAGAAAAUAUGCAAAGAGCAUGGUGUUGCAUUCAUCGUUGAUGAGGUGCAAACGGGUUGCUGCACUACAGGUCACUUCUGGGCUCAUGAGGCAUGGAAUCUUCCAGAACCUCCAGACUUUGUUGUCUUUAGUAAGAAGAUGCUCACUGGAGGGUACUACUUCAAAGAGGAGUUUGCCGUAGAUGGGCCCAGUAAAGUAUUCAACACUUGGAUGGGAGAUCCUCCCAAGUUAUUGAUGCUAGCUGCCGUGGUUGACGUCAUCAAGAAGGAGGGUCUGUUGGACUUGGCAAGGGAAUCCGGCCAACACCUUAUGGACGGACUUCAGGAUUUACAGGCAAAAUACCCCCAGCAUUUGUCCAGAGCACGUGGUAUGGGAACCCAUGCAGCUAUAGAUAGUAUCGAUGGAGACACUGCAGCCAAGAUAGUACGCAUGGCUAGGGACAAAGGCGUUAUCAUGGGAGCGUGCGGCAAACAAUCCAUCAGAUUCCGGCCAUCUCUAGUCUUUCAGCCUCACCAUGUUGAUAUCGCCAUAGAUACCUUCAAUGAUGUCUUAAGCCAACUGUGAUUGGGUAUCUCACCAAGAUAGCAGUUUUCUAUACUUUUAAUUAUACCUGUCCUUUAGAGCCAAUAUACUUUGGUCUCCUAUUUUGGUAUGGAGAAUUGUAGGCACUGGAGCCUAUCGGCCCAUAGGGUAGCUGGUAGCUCCUCGGGGGCUGUUGGUUACUUCAGGGGUUGGGCCCGGAGGCAUGGGUUUUUGUCGCCGGUUUCAACCCAAACAUGGGAAACACUGAGUGACAUGUCCCCUUCACAGCUAUCUUCCCACAUGGAACUGGGUGCUGUGGCUCCCGCAGGUCGAUCGGAUGGCUCAGGUGCACGAGUCCCGGCUUCAACCGUGGAAAGAGGAACAAAGCCUAGGGCUGGCAAGGGAAAUCUAAGAACCCAAGCUGAUCCAGGCUUGAAGUGCAAGCACGGAAAAUGGGCUUGGGUGAGCCCCACACCGUUGCGUAGUGUCCAUGCCCGCUUCCUAUAACUCAGCGGCCUCAAGGAUUGGUUCCCCCGGAGCUAUACGGGCUGCUAGCUCCCUCUAGUGGGGAGGGACGCAACACCACAACCCAUGUUGACCAUGACCAUUGAAUUUUGUUGUCUCUUGAAACUCAAACCCAGUGCCCAAUUUUGUGCUGAGCAAUUAUCUAUGCUUAACAGCUUUAUGAAGUUAGGCCUUCCUAGAUUGGAGGAUCAGGAUUCAUUGGAAAAACCAAAGCAGGUUGUUGAAUGUUUUUUUAUAGAGACAAAGUGGAUUGGAAAUAAGGGGAACGUUUGCAAGAAGUGUAGUUCUUAUUGAGGGUCGUUUUGCUUUUUAAAAAACGAAUGAUCCCACGGCCAUUUUGCUUUACUCCCAGUAUAAUUAAAGUGAGGCUGGAAGUAAAAAUUAAACAGGGCCUUUUCCCUUAGAGCUGCUUAAUCACAAACAUGCUAACCAGAUUAAGGUUACCAGCUAAAGUAGAAUUCCACAUGUAACAUAUGUGACUGGUAUCCUGUUCCAUUGCUUAGCAGAAAUGCCUAGCAAUGUUUUAGUGGCUCUAUAUGAAUUUGGGCCAAGUUGCUGCCUUUUUGAUACAUGAGCAGAAACAAUAAAUCAUUCGAAAUUUUGUUCAAUCAAAAACGUAUAGUACCUGCUUAUAUUUGUACAGCAGAAACAGCCUAGAUAUUCUGUGAAUACAAAUAAUGUUUACAACUUCUGAAGCGGCACAAUCUUACCCAGCUGCAACCCAAAAUUGUUGAUGAUAAUAAUAAUAAUUAUAAGUUCCCACUUCCAAAUUAUUCCUUGUUAAUUAACAGAAAUAACAAUUAACCAACGAAUUCCACCAGUUUGAGAGAUGUUUUGCUCACAUGUUUUUGCUAUAAUAAUAAGAUAAAGCUAUAUAUUGCACACAAUCAGAACUUAAAAUAAUAUGAAACCCAAAAUAAUAAACCCACUUGUUUCUGUGUUUUGUCUUUCGAUCAUCGAUUACUAAAUGGAUCACUUGCCAUGUUGUACACUGUUCACCUAGUACAUAAUAAAUUAAUAUUUUUAGCUGCAAUUCAAUCAAGAUUUGAUUUUUUCACUUUUUGUUCACCCAUCUUCUGUGAAACUUAUGUUGAAAUGUAGUGUUUUUCUUUGGUAAAGAAACUUUUAGAGUUCUACACUAAAAUAACAACUAUCCAGUGUAGUAUACGUAAAGUAGCACUGCUAAGUAAAGUAUAGGAUUUUUGUUUAUCUAUACAGUCAAUCAGUAAUAAUGCAAUUCAAAAUAAUGCACAGAAUUGUUAGCAGUAAAAAAAAAAAAAAUUAUUUAAAAGUCAAAUCAGUAAUAGGUAUAUAUAUAUAUUUUUUAACAGCUGAAAUAAUGGAUUUUAACUUCUUGCCAAGGCAGAAAUACAAGUAAGGAGUGCUGGUUUAUGAACAUUUAAGUAAACUCAUUUGUUCAAUAAAGAAAAAAUUAAGUUUGAUAAUUUGUUUAAUAGUUUUUAAUUCUUCCCCCACUCAACAAAAUGAAAAUAAUAAGUAAAUACUUACUAUUCCAAACUUCUGUAAUUUUACACUGAAUUGUAGGUCUAGUGUAUUGUACACCGAUAAUAACAACUUGCAAAUGAUUUCUUAGCAUUUGUUCUUGAAAUUGAGGCUUUGGAUUACCCUAGUUAAUCGGAAGAGAAGACAAUAUCAUGUCUUUGAUCCUCCCCAACUCAAAAAAAAGCAAAGAAAAAGAAAUUAAAUAGACAAAUAAAUAAAUAAAUUAAUAAAUAUUUAAAUAAUAAAUAAACAAACAAGUCAAUCAAUCUAUGAUAUAAAUAGCGGUUAUAUACAAGCGAUUAUACAAUAGACAAAAUCAAAAUAAACAUAAAACUCAUUGGCUGAAUAAAGAAGUAAAAUAUAUAUUA
Molecule: messenger RNA, 4248 nt
Organism: Asterias rubens (European starfish)
Lineage: Eukaryota; Metazoa; Echinodermata; Asteroidea; Forcipulatida; Asteriidae
Product: 4-aminobutyrate aminotransferase, mitochondrial-like
Exons: 16
Coding region: 371-1894 (507 amino acids)
Biological process (GO): GABA catabolic process
Cellular component (GO): mitochondrion
Molecular function (GO): pyridoxal phosphate binding
Source: RefSeq, a predicted model, not a curated record